UUUCUAUUCAUUUCAGCAGCCUCCAUUGUAUUCAUUCUCCUUCUUUCUGCUUUCUGCUUUCUGCUUCCAGCUCCUCUCUGAGACUCAGCGGGAGGGAGAGAGAGAUAGAGAGAGAGAGAGAGAGCCAUGUGUGGAAUACUCGCAGUCUUUGGUUGCAUAGACAACUCACAAGCUAAACGCUCCCGCAUCAUCGAAUUGUCUCGAAGGUUAAGGCAUAGAGGUCCUGAUUGGAGUGGCUUGCAUUGUCAUGAAGACUGUUAUCUUGCUCAUCAAAGAUUGGCUAUUGUAGACCCUACUUCUGGAGAUCAGCCACUUUACAAUGAGGACAAGACUGUCGUUGUCACGGUUAAUGGAGAGAUAUAUAACCAUAAGCAAUUGCGGGAAAAAUUGAAGUCUCAUCAGUUCCGAACUGGUAGUGACUGUGAAGUGAUUGCCCAUCUUUACGAAGAAUAUGGAGAAAGUUUUGUGCACAUGUUAGAUGGCAUGUUCUCCUUUGUCCUUCUUGACACCCGUGACAAAAGUUUCAUUGCAGCUCGGGAUGCCAUUGGUAUUACCCCACUUUAUUUGGGCUGGGGUCUUGAUGGAUCUGUAUGGUUUGCUUCAGAAAUGAAAGCAUUGAGUGAUGAUUGUGAACGAUUCAUGUCUUUCCCUCCGGGGCAUUUAUAUUCAAGCAAAGAAGGAGGACUUAGGAGGUGGUAUAACCCACCGUGGUAUUCAGAGCAAAUACCUUCAGCGCCAUAUGAUCCCCUAGUUUUACGGGAGGCCUUUGAGAAGGCUGUGAUCAAGAGACUUAUGACAGAUGUACCAUUUGGUGUACUUCUAUCUGGAGGACUGGACUCAUCACUUGUUGCAGCUGUGACUUGUCGUCAUCUGGCUGAUUCAGAAGCUGCUUGCCAGUGGGGAUCACAAUUACAUACCUUUUGCAUUGGUUUGAAGGGUUCUCCUGAUCUGAAAGCUGCAAGGGAGGUAGCAGACUAUCUCCAAACUCGUCACCAUGAGUUUCACUUUACUGUGCAGGAAGGAAUUGAUGCUCUUGAGGAAGUCAUUUACCAUAUUGAAACAUAUGAUGUGACGACUAUUAGGGCCAGCACUCCAAUGUUUCUUAUGUCACGAAAAAUCAAAUCCUUAGGAGUUAAAAUGGUUAUUUCUGGGGAAGGUUCAGAUGAAAUCUUUGGAGGUUACUUGUAUUUUCACAAGGCACCUAACAAGGAAGAGUUUCACCAAGAGACAUGUCGGAAGAUCAAGGCUCUUCAUCUUUAUGAUUGCUUGAGGGCAAAUAAAUCGACUUCAGCAUGGGGUGUUGAGGCUCGUGUACCCUUUUUGGACAAAGAGUUCAUCAACAUUGCAAUGAGCAUAGAUCCAGAGUGGAAAAUGAUCAGGCCUGAUCUUAAAAGGAUAGAGAAGUGGGUCUUGCGCAAUGCAUUUGAUGAUGAGAAGAAUCCGUACCUUCCAAAGCACAUAUUGUACAGGCAGAAGGAACAGUUCAGUGAUGGAGUUGGGUAUAGCUGGAUUGAUGGUCUGAGAGACCAUGCAAACAAACAAGUCACAGAUGCAAUGUUGAUGAAUGCUAGCUUUAUUUACCCUGAAAAUACUCCUACCACAAAGGAGGCAUACUACUACAGAACCAUCUUUGAGAAAUUCUUCCCUAAGAAUGCUGCAAGGUCGACAGUUCCUGGAGGACCAAGUGUUGCGUGCAGUACUGCAAAAGCAGUGGAAUGGGAUGCAGCAUGGGCCAAAAAUCCUGACCCUUCUGGUCGUGCUGCUCUUGGUGUUCAUUCAGCUGCAUACAAGGAAACAGUGGAUGCCAAGACUGGAAAUCUGAUGAAUGGUUCCCCUCAGACACUAAAAGAAGGGAUUGUAGAGAAGACUGCAACAGUUGCUUAAUUGAGAACUUCUCAGCAGAUGUUGGGAUCAUAUUGACAGUAAAGAUGGUGAUGACAGAGGUACUCUUUCAUUUCUACUUUGUUUCAAGGAGGAGGGUGAUCUUGGGCUAUGAGCUGGCUGCGCAUAUUUAUAUCUAAAUAGCCUUUGUAAAGUUCCUCGUUGUUAGAACCAAAUCUAUGUUUUGCUAGUUUCUUAUGUUUAUCAUAUUUGACUUUUAAGGGUAAUAAAUUUAUUUAAUGUUA
Hevea brasiliensis (rubber tree) is the source of this 2126-nucleotide messenger RNA. Its product is annotated as asparagine synthetase [glutamine-hydrolyzing] 3. Gene Ontology annotation, cellular component: cytosol. The transcript has 14 exons. Gene Ontology annotation, molecular function: asparagine synthase (glutamine-hydrolyzing) activity. The record is from RefSeq and is a predicted model, not a curated record. The coding region runs from base 127 to 1884 and encodes 585 amino acids. NCBI's taxonomy places the organism in Eukaryota, Viridiplantae, Streptophyta, Magnoliopsida, Malpighiales, Euphorbiaceae.